This is a messenger RNA of Aspergillus aculeatinus CBS 121060, 1617 nucleotides long. Its product is annotated as MDR family MFS transporter. The coding region runs from base 1 to 1617 and encodes 538 amino acids. Gene Ontology annotation, molecular function: transmembrane transporter activity. The transcript is spliced from 4 exons. Gene Ontology annotation, cellular component: membrane. Gene Ontology annotation, biological process: transmembrane transport. NCBI's taxonomy places the organism in Eukaryota, Fungi, Ascomycota, Eurotiomycetes, Eurotiales, Aspergillaceae. The record is from RefSeq and is a predicted model, not a curated record.
AUGGAGAAACCCGCUACUGACCAUGCAUCACAAGAAGCACCGAAGGAAACCCCCGAUGCAGCGCCCAAGUCGCCCACAGCCCCUCCAAAGGGCUCGACGGUGUUGUCUCUUACCAUUGCCCUCUGUCUAGGCAUUUUUUGCAUGUCCUUGGAUGUCACCAUCAUUGCUACGGCCAUCCCGCACAUCGCCGACCAAUUCAACUCUCUGGACGACGUAGGAUGGUACGGGAGUUCGUAUCUGCUCACCAAUUGCGCCACUACCCUGGCAUUUGGCAAGUUCUAUACCUACUACUCGACGAAAUGGGUGUAUCUCUCGGCCCUCUGCCUGUUCGAGAUCGGGUCCGCCGUCUGCGGAGCGACUCCCAACUCUCUCGGCCUCAUCCUGGGUCGAUGCCUGGCUGGUCUGGGUGCCGGGGGUCUCUUCUCCGGCAGUCUACUGAUCAUCGCCCAGGUGGUGCCUUUACAUCGGCGUCCGGUGUUCACGGCCUUGCUGGGUAGCAUGUUUGGAAUUGCUAGCGUCAUUGGUCCCCCCCUGGGUGGCGCUUUUACCGAUCACGUCUCGUGGCGAUGGUGUUUCUACAUCAACCUCCCCAUCGGUGCCGUGACGGGUCUCUUUGUGUUCUUCCUCUUCCACGCCCCCGGACCAGUUCAGAGGCGACCGAAUUUCCGUCAUCUGCUGGGAAAGCUUGAUCCGAUAGGGACGGGCCUCUUCUUGCCUGCCAUCGUCUGUCUGCUGCUGGCGCUGCAGUGGGGAGGUAACCAGUACGCGUGGGAUAACUGGCGUAUCAUCGUGCUGUUCGUGGUCGCGGGGGUGCUUCUGCUCGCCUUCGGAGGCUGUCAAGUCUGGCAGGGCGAUGAUGCCACCCUCCCGCCACGAAUCCUGCGCAAUCGCAACAUCUGGUCGUCGGCCUGGUUUGCCCUGACGCUAAAUGGCGCCUACUUCGUGUUCACUUACUAUCUUCCCAUCUGGUUCCAAUCCAUCAAAUCCGCCUCGGCCACCAAAUCCGGCGUCAUGAGCCUCCCCAGUAUCCUCGCCGUCGUGCUCGUUUCCAUUCUCUCCGGAGUCACCGUCACGCUCUCCGGCUACUACAAUCCCUUCAUGUUCCUGGCGUCGAGCAUCCUCGCGGUGGGCGCGGGACUCCUCAGCACCUUGCAGCCCAAGUCGGGCCCAGGCCAGUGGAUCGGCUACCAGAUCCUCGAAGGCAUCGGAGUCGGCCUCGGCCAGCAACUGCCCUUCGUGGUCGUGCAGAAUGUGCUGCCGGACCGCGACGUCCCCACGGGGACCGCGGUGGUCACCUUUGCCCAGACCCUGGGAGGGGCGAUCUUCAUCUCCGUGGCCCAGAGCGUCUUCACGAACCAGUUCACGCGCGUCAUGCAUGUUGAGGAUCCCUCCGUUAACGUGACCGAGAUUCUGGCCGCGGGGACGACCACGCUGCGCCAAAAGCUGCGGGGGGAUCAGCUGGAGACCGUCCUGCGGUCCUACAACUCCGCCGUAACCCAGGCAUUCUACGUGGGGGUUGCGCUGGCGGCGCUUUCGGUGUUUGGAACGGUUGCCUUGGAAUGGAGGUCGGUCAAGAAGACGGAGAAACCCGCGCCUGGCGAGGCGGAUGCUCGCUAG